Molecule: messenger RNA, 5670 nt
Organism: Lytechinus pictus (painted urchin)
Lineage: Eukaryota; Metazoa; Echinodermata; Echinoidea; Temnopleuroida; Toxopneustidae
Product: fibronectin-like
Exons: 23
Coding region: 1-5670 (1889 amino acids)
Molecular function (GO): protein binding
Source: RefSeq, a predicted model, not a curated record
AUGAUAUAUCCAACAUAUUUACGAACAGGUAUUGGCACGUCAGUUAAUUUGGGCCCAGUUACAUCAAACACAAUUGCCCUGGAUUGGACCCCUAUCCCCGAUACCAAUACUUAUCAGGUAACUUACACUGGACCAGAUGGGCAAGUGCAGCAGGCUUUGUCAACCACCCCUGGCACCAUACUUACCGGACUAAAUCCUGUAUCUCAGUAUGACAUCACAGUGAGGGCUAUUACUAACAGUGGACAACUGGUAGAUGUUGGCACUACAACUGCCACUACAGGUAUUGACACUUCAGUUACUGUGGGUGCUGUUACAUCAAACACCAUAGACAUCAGCUGGACACCUGUCCCUGGUACCAAUAUCUAUCAAAUCAUAUACACUAGACCAGACGGGCAACAGCAACUGGGGCAGGUUCUUCAUCCCACCACUGAUUUCACCCUUACUGGACUUACUCCUGCAUCUCAAUAUGAUAUCACUGUAAGGGCAUUUAACACUGAUACUGGACAACAGACAGAUAUUGGCACUGCUACUGUAACUACAGGUUUGGAUACGACGGUAACAUUGGAUUCAGUUACAGAGAACACGGUUACACUUUCCUGGACGGCGAUAGAUGGUAGUACUUUUUACCAGGUUUUAUAUAGGCCUACUGGCUCUACUCAACCGGAACAACAAAUAUUAGUUCCUAAUGGACCACAAAACAGCCAAACCACACUAACUGGACUCACACCAGCUACAAUGUAUGAUAUUCGAGUUGUGGCUUUCCCGGGAGGUGCACCAUUGGAAGUUGGAAGCAUCACGCCAACAACAGGUAUUCUGAAAGAGGUUAUUGUGGAUUCGGUGACACCAAAUACGAUAGCUCUCCGCUGGACAAAUUUGCCAGACAACAUAAAUUAUGAGAUAACCUACACUGCACCAGAUGGAACACAACAAAUGGUUUCCUCAGGCACCAGCCCCAACAUCAUCCUUACUGGACUUACUCCUGCCACUCUGUAUGACAUCUCAGUACGUUCAACAUCAAACCAAGGACAGCAAUCAGCCGUUGGUACCACUACUGCUACUACAGUUCCAACACAAGUUUCAAUAACUGAAACAACUCCAAAUUCAAUCAGCGCAGGUUGGACAGAGAUAACAAAUGCCUUGACAUACCGCAUAGACUUUGUCAGUGCUGAUGGCCUCCACACUGGAUCUAUCAAUUCACCUGUACCGCCGGCAGUUAUUGAUAGUCUGCAACCAGGUACAACGUACACAAUAACUGUUCUUGGUACUACAGUGGACGGACAGACCAUCCCAAUUGGUUCAGCUUCUGCUACAACAGGUAUUGGCACAUCAGUUAAUUUGGGCCCAGUUACAUCAAGCACAAUUGCCCUGGACUGGACCCCUAUCCCCAAUACCAAUACUUAUCAGGUAAUUUACACUGGACCAGAUGGGCAAGCGCUGCAAGAUUUUCCGACCACCCCUGACACCAUCCUUACUGGACUAAAUCCUGUAUCUCAGUAUGACAUCACAGUGAGGGCUAUUACUAACAGUGGACAACUGGUAGAUGUUGGCACUACAACUGCCACUACAGGUAUUGACACUUCAGUUACUGUGGGUGCUGUUACACCAAACACCGUAGACAUAAGCUGGACACCUGUCCCUGGUACCAAUAUCUAUCAGAUAAUAUACACUGGACCAGACGGGCAACAGCAACUGGGGCAGGUUCUUCAUCCCACCACUGAUUUCACCCUUACUGGACUUACUCCUGCAUCUCAAUAUGAUAUCACUGUAAGGGCAUUUAACACUGAUACUGGACAACAGACAGAUAUUGACACUGCUACUGCAACUACAGGUAUUCUGAAUGAGGUUAUGGUGGAUUCGGUGACACCAAACACGAUAGCUCUCAGCUGGACAAAUUUGCCAGACAACAUAAAUUAUGAGAUAACCUACACUGCACCAGAUGGAACACAACGAAUGGUUUCGUCUGGCACCAGCCCCAACAUCAUCCUUACUGGACUUACUCCUGACACUCAGUAUGACAUCUCAGUACGUUCAACAUCUAACCAAGGACAGCAAUCAGCCGUUGGUACCACUACUGCUACUACAGUUCCAACACAAGUUUCAAUAACUGAAACAACUCCAAAUUCAAUCAGCGCAGGUUGGACAGAGAUAACAAAUGCCUUGACAUACCGCAUAGACUUUGUCAGUGCUGAUGGCCUCCACACUGGAUCUAUCAAUUCACCUGUACCGCCGGCAGUUAUUGAUAGUCUGCAACCAGGUACAACGUACACAAUAACUGUUCUUGGUACUACAGUGGACGGACAGACCAUCCCAAUUGGUUCAGCUUCUGCUACAACAGGUAUUGGCACAUCAGUUAAUUUGGGCCCAGUUACAUCAAGCACAAUUGCCCUGGACUGGACCCCUAUCCCCAAUACCAAUACUUAUCAGGUAAUUUACACUGGACCAGAUGGGCAAGCGCUGCAAGAUUUUCCGACCACCCCUGACACCAUCCUUACUGGACUAAAUCCUGUAUCUCAGUAUGACAUCACAGUGAGGGCUAUUACUAACAGUGGACAACUGGUAGAUGUUGGCACUACAACUGCCACUACAGGUAUUGACACUUCAGUUACUGUGGGUGCUGUUACACCAAACACCGUAGACAUAAGCUGGACACCUGUCCCUGGUACCAAUAUCUAUCAGAUAAUAUACACUGGACCAGACGGGCAACAGCAACUGGGGCAGGUUCUUCAUCCCACCACUGAUUUCACCCUUACUGGACUUACUCCUGCAUCUCAAUAUGAUAUCACUGUAAGGGCAUUUAACACUGAUACUGGACAACAGACAGAUAUUGACACUGCUACUGCAACUACAGGUAUUCUGAAUGAGGUUAUGGUGGAUUCGGUGACACCAAACACGAUAGCUCUCAGCUGGACAAAUUUGCCAGACAACAUAAAUUAUGAGAUAACCUACACUGCACCAGAUGGAACACAACGAAUGGUUUCGUCUGGCACCAGCCCCAACAUCAUCCUUACUGGACUUACUCCUGACACUCAGUAUGACAUCUCAGUACGUUCAACAUCUAACCAAGGACAGCAAUCAGCCGUUGGUACCACUACCGCUACUACAGUUCCAACACAAGUUUCAAUAACUGAAACAACUCCAAAUUCAAUCAGCGCAGGUUGGACAGAGAUAACAAAUGCCUUGACAUACCGCAUAGACUUUGUCAGUGCUGAUGGCCUCCACACUGGAUCUAUCAAUUCACCUGUACCGCCGGCAGUUAUUGAUAGUCUGCAACCAGGUACAACGUACACAAUAACUGUUCUUGGUACUACAGUGGACGGACAGACCAUCCCAAUUGGUUCAGCUUCUGCUACAACAGGUAUUGGCACAUCAGUUAAUUUGGGCCCAGUUACAUCAAGCACAAUUGCCCUGGACUGGACCCCUAUCCCCAAUACCAAUACUUAUCAGGUAAUUUACACUGGACCAGAUGGGCAAGCGCUGCAAGAUUUUCCGACCACCCCUGACACCAUCCUUACUGGACUAAAUCCUGUAUCUCAGUAUGACAUCACAGUGAGGGCUAUUACUAACAGUGGACAACUGGUAGAUGUUGGCACUACAACUGCCACUACAGGUAUUGACACUUCAGUUACUGUGGGUGCUGUUACACCAAACACCGUAGACAUAAGCUGGACACCUGUCCCUGGUACCAAUAUCUAUCAGAUAAUAUACACUGGACCAGACGGGCAACAGCAACUGGGGCAGGUUCUUCAUCCCACCACUGAUUUCACCCUUACUGGACUUACUCCUGCAUCUCAAUAUGAUAUCACUGUAAGGGCAUUUAACACUGAUACUGGACAACAGACAGAUAUUGACACUGCUACUGCAACUACAGGUAUUCUGAAUGAGGUUAUGGUGGAUUCGGUGACACCAAACACGAUAGCUCUCAGCUGGACAAAUUUGCCAGACAACAUAAAUUAUGAGAUAACCUACACUGCACCAGAUGGAACACAACGAAUGGUUUCGUCUGGCACCAGCCCCACCAUCAUCCUUACUGGACUUACUCCUGACACUCAGUAUGACAUCUCAGUACGUUCAACAUCUAACCAAGGACAGCAAUCAGCCGUUGGUACCACUACCGCUACUACAGUUCCAACACAAGUUUCAAUAACUGAAACAACUCCAAAUUCAAUCAGCGCAGGUUGGACAGAGAUAACAAAUGCCUUGACAUACCGCAUAGACUUUGUCAGUGCUGAUGGCCUCCACACUGGAUCUAUCAAUUCACCUGUACCGCCGGCAGUUAUUGAUAGUCUGCAACCAGGUACAACGUACACAAUAACUGUUCUUGGUACUACAGUGGACGGACAGACCAUCCCAAUUGGUUCAGCUUCUGCUACAACAGGUAUUGGCACAUCAGUUAAUUUGGGCCCAGUUACAUCAAGCACAAUUGCCCUGGACUGGACCCCUAUCCCCAAUACCAAUACUUAUCAGGUAAUUUACACUGGACCAGAUGGGCAAGCGCUGCAAGAUUUUCCGACCACCCCUGACACCAUCCUUACUGGACUAAAUCCUGUAUCUCAGUAUGACAUCACAGUGAGGGCUAUUACUAACAGUGGACAACUGGUAGAUGUUGGCACUACAACUGCCACUACAGGUAUUGACACUUCAGUUACUGUGGGUGCUGUUACACCAAACACCGUAGACAUAAGCUGGACACCUGUCCCUGGUACCAAUAUCUAUCAGAUAAUAUACACUGGACCAGACGGGCAACAGCAACUGGGGCAGGUUCUUCAUCCCACCACUGAUUUCACCCUUACUGGACUUACUCCUGCAUCUCAAUAUGAUAUCACUGUAAGGGCAUUUAACACUGAUACUGGACAACAGACAGAUAUUGACACUGCUACUGCAACUACAGGUAUUCUGAAUGAGGUUAUGGUGGAUUCGGUGACACCAAACACGAUAGCUCUCAGCUGGACAAAUUUGCCAGACAACAUAAAUUAUGAGAUAACCUACACUGCACCAGAUGGAACACAACGAAUGGUUUCGUCUGGCACCAGCCCCAACAUCAUCCUUACUGGACUUACUCCUGACACUCAGUAUGACAUCUCAGUACGUUCAACAUCUAACCAAGGACAGCAAUCAGCCGUUGGUACCACUACCGCUACUACAGUUCCAACACAAGUUUCAAUAACUGAAACAACUCCAAAUUCAAUCAGCGCAGGUUGGACAGAGAUAACAAAUGCCUUGACAUACCGCAUAGACUUUGUCAGUGCUGAUGGCCUCCACACUGGAUCUAUCAAUUCACCUGUACCGCCGGCAGUUAUUGAUAGUCUGCAACCAGGUACAACGUACACAAUAACUGUUCUUGGUACUACAGUGGACGGACAGACCAUCCCAAUUGGUUCAGCUUCUGCUACAACAGGUAUUGGCACAUCAGUUAAUUUGGGCCCAGUUACAUCAAGCACAAUUGCCCUGGACUGGACCCCUAUCCCCAAUACCAAUACUUAUCAGGUAAUUUACACUGGACCAGAUGGGCAAGCGCUGCAAGAUUUUCCGACCACCCCUGACACCAUCCUUACUGGACUAAAUCCUGUAUCUCAGUAUGACAUCACAGUGAGGGCUAUUACUAACAGUGGACAACUGGUAGAUGUUGGCACUACAACUGCCACUACAGGUGAACUUUUUAUUUAUAUCUGA